UUUGUUGACGAGGGCAGGUCUGUGGGCGUGUCCAGGGAGAGGCUUGUACAGGUACAGGUGAGACAGGUGGACCUCUCUCACACCUCGCAAUCUGGACUCUACAUCAGCAGCAGCACACACACACCUCUUCAUAUCGACAGCGAAACCCCGCCAAGCACAAUGAGUGCAGAUGGAAAAACGCCCCCUCCCUACGUCAUACCAGUAGAAGGUGGUCAGGGGGAUGGAGUAAAGGUUUACCACCUCCACAGCCCAUUCACCCCUCCCAGUUUACAGCAAAGUGCCACCUCAUUCACACCAGUGUACACCAGCGGAGGAGGUGGAGGAGGCAACCUCGGUUCAGGUCUUGAGUCUGGAGAUGGCAAAAGGAAGUUUGUGAGCUACGACACGGCACUGGGGAGUAAUCCCGGCAUGACGACCUGCGCUUCCUGUCAGCAGCAGGUCAUGACCAACGUCACCUACAAAGCAGGGACGUACGCCUGGCUGAUGUGCUUACUCUUUAUCUGCUGCGGGUUGAUCCUGUGUUGCUGCCUGAUUCCAUUCUUCAUGAAAAACUUCAAGGAUGCGUACCACACAUGCCCCCGCUGCAACAGAGUGCUGCACGUUGAGAAGAAGAAAUGCUGUAAAUGACGAACAUGAGGGCAGACAUGGGCCCAUAGAGAUGUGCAGCAACAUUCUGUUACUGUUGUUUAUAUUGUGGGAUGGAGCUUAUUUCUAUGGAUGAGCCAUUGCAUUAGCCAUGGCAGAAUCAAACAAAUCAAUCAUAUUAUUAGCAAAACAGACUUGGAGUGAUUGUGUUGUUAGAGGUUAAAUAUCAUGUGCUCACUUUUAAAGCUCUGGCAAGUUGAAUCAAGCACACCCCAUGCACUUUUGGGAGCCAUUUUAUUUUUUGUCCCAUUCCAGCAAGAAAGCUUUCUCUAUUAUCAUACUUAGAAAUUUCCGCAUACGUUAUGUUGCUAAAAUGAAGGCUUGUACAUAAACCUUAUCAAAUACUUAAUGUUUCAUGGGAUUGUUCAUUUUUAAAUUUAAAACAUAAAAGCUGUCCAUUUUAAGGGAAUGUCACAACAUCACCGUGAAACAAACCAACACAAUAUUUUAUUAAACCAGAAGAUUGAGCUAACAACCCUGUUAUAUUUGCUCGUCUGCAGUUAUUGUACAAUAAAUUUGUGUCUGUGUUGUUUUGCAACACUCCAAAAUAAAGUAAGACCAAUGUGGCUUCUUUGUGUUAUAUUAAUAUGUUGUCAGCCAUUAUAAUUCUUAUAUGAAGGGAUGAAGGGAAAUCUGAGCAAGCAUGAAGUUGAAAGAAAAACGUAUGUAAUGUACAACAGCAGUCGGCUGUAAAUGUAAUUUAGAAUUUUUGUUUAGAUCAUUUGAAUCUUCAAACAAAGAUGUGUCAUCUGAAUGAAUUGAACAAUGCAAAAUUAAAGCAAUGCUACACUA
Dicentrarchus labrax (European seabass) is the source of this 1437-nucleotide messenger RNA. RefSeq names its product Lipopolysaccharide-induced tumor necrosis factor-alpha factor homolog-like (gene litafd). The transcript has 5 exons. The coding region runs from base 160 to 627 and encodes 155 amino acids. Gene Ontology annotation, molecular function: zinc ion binding. The record is from RefSeq and is a predicted model, not a curated record. Lineage: Eukaryota; Metazoa; Chordata; Actinopteri; Moronidae.